Messenger RNA from Brienomyrus brachyistius, 2618 nucleotides. RefSeq names its product N-acetyllactosaminide beta-1,3-N-acetylglucosaminyltransferase 2-like. Lineage: Eukaryota; Metazoa; Chordata; Actinopteri; Osteoglossiformes; Mormyridae. The coding region runs from base 542 to 1870 and encodes 442 amino acids. Gene Ontology annotation, molecular function: hexosyltransferase activity. Gene Ontology annotation, cellular component: membrane. The transcript has 3 exons. The record is from RefSeq and is a predicted model, not a curated record.
UGGAAUCUCCGUAGCAUUCAUGAGACAAUACAGAAACACCGCCAACGCCUGGUAAAGGGACAGAGGCAUGUUUAGGUUUGCCUUUAAGUUCAUGUGAAGAUACGAUGGAUUUAAAAUAUAUCUUUUCAAUGUAGUGCAGUUUAAAACCUCAUUCUAACUCCUAUAUAUAGAUUUUUUAAAAGCUUCCCAGAUAUUUCUUCAUCAGGAGAUUGGCUCUUUGAAUUUGCAUUUGCAAAUGAGCUUUGUAAAAUAGUUCGCAUUAAUACGGUAUUUAUUUGCGUCUUAUAAACAUUGCAUUUCAUUUUGUGCGUAUCUGACAAAAUUCUCAGUUAAACUGGCAAGGAUUUUCUUCAGAGCAUUUUUUGCGAUCAAGAGAAACCGAUACAAGUGAAACCCCAUUCAAGUGAGACAGAGUUCCGCGAGUGUCCUUUUGGCGUAACCUAGCUGAGAAGAAACGGAAGAAAAAGUCGUUUAAGAAAGUUAAAAGAAGAAACUGAAGAGUGAAACAGCUUUCUUUAGCCGAGUUGUCGAAUAAGAACUUAUGGCUUUUUGCCGUCGCUGUUGCAUGUGUUUUUGUUUGUUUCUCCUUCUGUUGGUCUACCUGUUUGUGUAUGUCGUCGUGACGAUCAGCUACCAAAUGAAUCCCACCCCCACCGAACUGCCAAUUUACUUUGUCGCCCCGGGAGUCUCUCCGUUAACGUUGCUGGCUGAACGCCCCUUCUGGAAUGUAAAACUCGACGACAGCGCCCUGUGGAACCGCCUCCAGCAUCUCCUGGACCGCGACUGCAACCCCAUCCUGAGGCAGCAGAAUAUAACAACGGGGGCAAUAAGAGCUGAGCUCCAGAAAGGUCCUGGAAGUGGCUUGCAGAGUUUGGAUCCCUUUUCGGAGGUCAAGAAAAGCUUCCCAAAAAAUAUCCAGGAGUUCCUGCAGUCCAUGCACUCCAGGGAGUACCCGCUGAUAAUAGGCCAAUCCAAGCUGUGUAGCGGAGAAGCUCCUUUGCUACUGCUAGCCAUCAAAUCACAAGAGUGCAAUAUUAGGAACAGAGAGGCAAUCCGGGAAACGUGGGGAAGUAGGGGGCUGGUGACAGGCGAGGUUGGAGAAGGCGGAGUCGUCCAUAGGCUUUUCCUCCUGGGCAGACAGGACCGCUCUCCGCAGUCUUGCCCCCUUUCCAAUGACCACCUGGCAGAGGAAAGCAUGAAGUAUGGAGACAUCCUCCAAUGGGACUUCAGGGACACAUUCUACAACUUAACACUGAAGGAUGUGCUUUUCUGGCCAUGGGUAUUACAGCACUGUCCUCAUGCCCGUUUCAUCUUCAAGGGCGAUGAUGAUGUGUUCGUGAGGACACCUGCCCUUCUUGACAUCCUACAACAGGUGGAGCAGCUGUCUAAAGCAAGAGGAAGAAACUUGGAUUUUGUCAUUGGGAACGUGAUCAGUGAUGCAUUCCCAGUCCGUGAGGUCGAUGAGAAGUACUAUGUCCCUCAGGACUUCUAUGCAGGGAAAUAUCCACCCUAUUUGGGUGGUGGGGGGGUUGUGUACUCUGGAUCUCUGGUCAUGCAACUCAAUGAGGUCUCUAAGAGGGUGCACCUCUUUCCCAUUGAUGAUGUAUUUCUGGGCAUGUGCUUCUACAAAUUAGGCAUCGUCCCCAGGAGUCACCCAGGAUUUUUGACCUUUGACUUUCCGAAGGAGGAAGCAAAAAACCCGUGUGCCUAUUUCUCCAUUUUGCUGGUACACAAACGGAGUCCCGAAGAGACAGUACUUCUGUGGAAGAUACUUCAGCGCAUACAGACGGAAUGUCUAAAACAGAUUCCCAGGAAUCAGAUAUUUCUAGAUGAAGUACAUGUUAGGUAUACAAAAAAGAUGAUGUACUGACACAUACGUCAGCAUUUACUUUGAGUAUUUCUAGGCCUUUUUUUCUAUUGGGCUGCAGCUCCACCUUUAUGCUUUCAGAUUUUUUUUCCAGCUAAGGGGAAAACCAAAUAAACCCAUUACAUCCAUCCUUCAUUGCUGCUUACCCUAUUCAAGGUCACAGUGAGUCUGGAACCUAUGGCAGAGGCUAUGGGCAUGAGGCAGGGAACGACCCAGGAUGGGGCACUAACCCAUUGCAGAGCACAGUCACACACAAACAAUUUAGCAACUCCAAUUAGCUUCAGCAUGAUUUUGGACUGUGGGGGGAAACCGGAGUGCCUAUGAUGACCCAAGGAGAACAUAGAGACUCCAUACAAAUGCAGGUGGACCCUGGUCCAAGAGGUGUGAGGUAACAGUGCUGACCACUGUUACUGUGCCACCCCAAGAAUUUCCUUACACUAUUUUAAAAACAAUCUGGGUGAAACAAAGCAUAGAGUUGCUAGGUUUAUUCACAGUUUAAUAUUCUUCUGCCUUUGGUACAACAAUUAAAGAUGAAACUAAACCAAAUUGCAUUUUUGUAUUGUAAGAUCACAUGUACCAACAUUAUCAAGUUUUGUUAAAAACUAGAAAUUCUUAGAGGAAUAGACUUCACCUUGUAUUAUAUAUUUUUAAACAUUCUACCAAAAAGUAAUUCUGUAUUGAUAGUCAUGAAAUGCCAUGUCAAUGAAUGAAUGUGUCAUACUUUGGCAAUAAAUUGUCUUUUUUUAUUCAA